Molecule: messenger RNA, 3942 nt
Organism: Alternaria atra
Lineage: Eukaryota; Fungi; Ascomycota; Dothideomycetes; Pleosporales; Pleosporaceae
Exons: 2
Coding region: 1-3942 (1313 amino acids)
Biological process (GO): transmembrane transport
Cellular component (GO): membrane
Molecular function (GO): ATP binding; ATP hydrolysis activity; ABC-type transporter activity
Source: RefSeq, a predicted model, not a curated record
AUGCAUGUCAGGAGACCCUCUAAACGCUCCAUCGAGCCCUUCUUCGGUUUCAUACAACUCUUCCUCUAUGCUGAGCCAACAUGGGUCGACAAACUAUGCAUCUGCUUGGGUGUCAUUGCAGCUGUGGCCGCAGGUGUUUCAUUUCCAUUGAUUGGAAUUGUCAUGGGUCAGCUCGUUGAUGAUCUCAAUGAUGCGACAUGCGACAGUCAAGCCGCCUCAGCAUCUGGCACCAUGGACAGCAUCAAUGACAAUAUCCUCCUGCUUGUAUAUAUCGCCGUGACUUUAUUCUUUCUAAUAUAUACACACAUAGUUUGCUGGAACCUUGUAUCCCAAAGGUUGGCUCAGCGUAUCCGCGACCGUUACCUUCGCAGUCUCUUACGCCAGGAUAUCUCGUUCUUCGACAAUCUCCAAGCUGGAGAGGUCUCCUCGCGUCUCAAUGGCGACAUUCAAGCUAUCGAAUCCGGAACCUGCGAGAAAGUCGGCGUCUUCCUCACAUGCGUUUCUUUCUGUGUCACCGCAUACAUCAUCGCCUUUAUCAAGGAUUACGAGCUCGCCGCCAUGUUACUAUCCCUUGUCCCCGCCUAUCUGUUAAUGGCUAUCGUAGGAGGACAUUAUGUCCAGAAGUACACAACCACCGUAUCGGGCCACUUCUCAUCGGCUAGCGCCAUUGCCUCUGAAGGAUUGAACCAUAUCGGUCUUGUGCACGCUCUUGGAGCUAAUACUAAGCUUGAGGGAAAGUUCAAGAGUUAUCUCCGCAGUGCAAGAGACCAAGGUAUCCGUAAAGCGGUUGCCGCUGCUAUUCAGGGCGGGACUUUGUACUUCGUUGCUUACGCUGCAAAUGCUCUCGCGUACUGGCAAGGAAGCAGGAAGGUGGCGUCUUUUAUAGAGACCGGUACCGGAGGUAUGACGGUCGGAGAUACAUGCACUGUCAUUUUCAUUCUCGUGGAUGGUGCAAUUGUUUUGAGUCAAGUGGCUCCGCUGCUUCCCAUUUUUGGGGGCGCCGUGGCUGCAUUCAAUCGACUACGAAAAGAAAUCGACCAGGAGCCCUCCAUCGAUAGCACAUCUUCUGCUGGCGACAAGCCCUCAGAGGUCAACGGAGCAAUUGCCCUACAACAUGUUUCGUUCGCAUACCCUUCAAGGCCCAAACAUCCGGUCCUCAAAGACAUCUCACUUCAGUGUGAAGCUGGGAAGCUCACCGCGAUCGUUGGUCUUUCGGGAAGUGGAAAGUCAACCAUUGCUGGCCUUGUCACUCGCUUUUAUGACCCCGACAGCGGAUCAGUGAUGCUUGAUGGAACAGACAUCAAGUCUCUGAAUGUAAAAGGCUUGAGGGGUCUCAUCGGUUUGGUGCCCCAAGAACCCUCCCUUUUGCCUCGUUCAAUCCUGGAAAAUAUCGCGCUGGGUCUCGUGAAUUCCCCAGCUCACUCGCAAUUCGAACACAUCUUGUUAUCAGACACCCUAUCUCUCCUAGUCGAGCGGGUCAAAUCUGGCGAAGACCUGACAAAAUGCGCCGAGAAAGCGGGACCAGAAGUCUCUCAGAUUAUCCAGCUUGUGCAAAACGCUACGAGCCUUGCCGAUGCAGCCAACUUCAUCGAACAUCUUGAAUUAGGGCUGGCCACUUCAGUCGGAUCCGGCGGUGGCCUUAUCAGCGGUGGUCAAAAGCAACGCAUUGCGUUGGCUCGUGCUCUUGUGCGCGACCCUAAAAUCUUGAUCCUGGAUGAGGCAACUGCAGCGCUAGACUCUGCUAGCGAACUCAGGAUCCAAGCCGUUAUCAACAAGGCUUCCCAGGGUCGAACUGUCAUAUCCAUCGCCCACCGUCUGUCAACAAUUCGAGAUGCUUCCAAAAUCAUUGUCAUGAGACAAGGUGAAAUCAUUGAGGAAGGCACUCACGAUAACCUGAUAGCUCUCGGUGGAUCUUAUGCAGACAUGAUUCGUUUGCAAUCUGUCAAGCACAAUGAGGAUACUGGACCACAAUCUCACACUACCGAACCGGACGAUAAUAUUGCUGCCAUAUUAGAACAGCCUCAGGAAGUCUCUAGGAAUGACGCAUCCGGAGACAUCGCUAAGGCCAGCAAUGCUCCCGUUGAAAGUUCUGACUGCGACAUCAUGUCCCGCUCCAUCUUGUCAACCCUCUGGCCCCUCGUGCGACCCUACCUCCUACUGCUCAUGCUUGCUUUCUUCGCAGCAACCAUUGUCGGCGGUACUUACACUGCGUCUGGUUUGAUAUUCGGUAAUAUCAUGAGCUCCCUAUCGCCUUGCAACGAGCCGGAUUACAUUCGCUCUCGUGGAAUCUUGUUGUCUAGAAUGUACUUCAUGCUUGCCGUCGUUGAGUUUUUCGCCCAUUUUCUGAGCUGGGGCGUGUUUGGCCUACUUUCUGAAAGACUUAUGUACAAGGCCCGCGGGCUUUCUCUCCACACACUUCUUGAACAGCCUCUGCAAUGGCACCAAUCCAACAAUCGCAGUCCCUCUCAACUACUCGAAUACAUCACUAAAGACGGAAAUCUUCUCGCGGGAUUUAGCGGUUCCAUUGCUGGAACGGUGUUUGCCGUGGGCGUUAAUUUCCUCACAGCCCUUAUACUCUCGCAUAUCCUCAAUUGGAGAAUCGCCUUGGUGGCAUUAGUCACAGUUCCGCUUCUUCUUGGUUCUGGCUUUAUGCAAUUGCGGUCGAUUUCACGCUUCACGGAAAAACAUGCCGGAGCGUUCUCCGCGUCCAUAGCCAUCACCGUUGACGCCGUUGAAAACGUUCGUACUGUUGCCGCCUUGUCCAUCGAAGACGAGAUUGUUCAAACAUAUCAUCGUUCGCUGAAGGGUCCUCGGAAGGAGAUGAUUAUCCAAUGCUUCAAGUCGAACAUUUGGCUCGCAGUUGCAAAUUCGACUGGCAGCGCUAUCUAUGCUCUAGUAUAUUGGUGGGGCUCUAAACUUAUCUUUGAGGGCAGAGCAACCCAGACUGAAUUCUUCAUUAUCAAUGUGGCAAUGCUCGUCUCUGCGCAGCUUUGGGGUCAGUUAUUUACACUAGCACCCGAAAUUUCAAAAGCUAGAGGCGCCAUGGGCCGUAUCUGUGGACUUCUUGAACUUCCCGAGCAUACUCCCUCCGGCUCUUUAUCUGGGGGGUCGUCUAAUGCAUCGACUGGCUUAGGAGACGAGAAAAAGGAUACUGAAGCGUUGUCUGGCACCAUUGUAUCGCAACCGUCUCACGGCUGUUCUGCAGUUGAGUUUCGUGACAUCACAUUCUCAUAUCCAGUCCGACCCAACAUCCCGGUCUUGAAUGGAUUGUCACUUUCUAUACAACCAGGACAAUUUUGUGCUUUGGUAGGUCCUUCUGGAGCCGGAAAAAGUACAGUUUUUGCUCUCCUAGAGCGAUUCUACUCUCCGACGUCAGGAACGAUUACAAUUAAUGGCCUUGAUAUAUCACGCUACCACGGUACCUCAUUUCGGGACGAUAUAGCGUACGUACCACAAGCAAAUGCUCUCUUCCAGGGAAGCAUACGCUUCAACUUGUCGCUUGGUGCCCGGCCAGGCCACAAUCCUACUGAUGAGGAGCUAUACGAGGCGUGCAAGCUCGCGAACAUCCAUGAGACUGUUGUGGGCUUUCCGCAAGGUUAUGACACGGAAUGUGGUGCCAAUGGCUCGCAGUUUUCUGGAGGCCAGAGGCAGCGUCUCUCCAUUGCACGCGCUCUAGUGCGUAGACCUCGCCUCUUGCUCCUUGACGAGAGUACUAGUGCCCUUGACGCUGCAAGCGAGAAGGCGCUGGAGUCAGGCCUAGAACAAGCGGUCAAAACCCAAAGAGUAACAGUUAUCACCAUCGCACACAGGCUUCGCACUAUCGCAAAGGCUGAUGUAAUUUUCCUCAUCGAGGAAGGCAAGGUUGUAUACCAAGGAAAACAUGGAGAGCUUGUCCAACGGAGCGAGAGUUAUCGCGUGAAUGCUCUCGAUCAAAUGCUGUAG